AUGAAACCAACAUUAUCUCAAUCAGAUAAUCAUCCAUAUUCAAGAAAUUUAUUAAAAAAUCAUCAACAACGUUCUCAUUCAAUGCAACGAACAACAUCUAGUACAGAAGAAAUAUCUGGUGAUAUACUCACAGAUUUAUCAUCAGCACCAUAUAUGACAAAUAGCAAAAUUUCUAAUAAACGUAAUAGAAGAUAUAGUGAAGUAAAACCAUCUCAUAUAAAACAAGUUCAAGCAACACAUUCUGAACGACGUAAUUCAGCUUCACAAAUUAAUUUUAGUGCUUUACUUCCAAAUCCUUUUCGUUCGAAUAAACAUUAUAAAAAUUUAAUAAAAGACGAGACAAAUACAACACCUAAUAGUAAUUCUUCACCACAUUACAACGAUAUGAUGACAAUGAAAACCGAAUCACCUUCUUCAAUGCAUCCACGAACAAAUUCGUUAAUUAGUUAUGAUCAAUCAUCAUCCUUUACACAAGAUGAUUCAAGAUCAUAUUCGAUUUCGUCUGUUACAUCUUCAUUUAUGUUUGAUCCAAAUCAAUUAGAAGCAUGUUCAGCUGAAAUACUUAAACUUGAAUUACAUACACCAGCAUGUGUAGGAGAACAUUACCGUCAAUAUUUUCUUGAAUCUUUUCAUACAAAUUAUUGUGGUGAAUUUGAUCCAGAAAAUCCUUUUAUAGCAUCACUUCGGUAUUUUUAUACAAAACCUGUUGAAGGUAUUGAUGGAAUUUGUCAAGCAAGAGCUAUUAUUCGUACACCAAGUCGUAAUGAUGUUGUAUCUACAAUCGUUAAUGGAACAAAUGAAGAUAAUAUUCUUCAAAUAUUAUUUAAUCAAGCAAAUUUACCAACAAUUCAAACAUAUAAACCUAUUGGUGAUCCAAAAGCAAAUCAAAAAAUUUAUUUAUUUGAUAAAUUAAAUGAUGAAAGACACAAUUGUAAAAUUGGUUUGAUUUAUCAACGUUCCGAUCAAACACUUGAAUAUGAUAUUUAUAGUAACGAUUUUCUCUCAAUAGAUUUAUUAGAUUUUCUUCAAAUGUUAGCUGAACGUGUACGUUUAAAAGGUUUUAAUAAAUAUCGUGGUGAUCUUGAUGUAAAAGAUGAUUUAAAUGGAGAACAUUCUUAUUAUGUUCAUUAUAAAAAUCAUGAAAUUAUGUUUAAUAUAGCUCCAAUAAUUCCAUCAACAAAAACUAAUGGACAAUGUAUUGAGCGUAAAGGUCUUGUAGGAAAUGCAUUUGUUUGUAUUGUUUUUCAAGAACCAAAUGCUGAAUUUUCACCUGAACUAAUAUCAGGAAAAGUAACACAAAUCUAUAUAACAGUACAACCAAAUAAAAUCAAUGAACAAGUUUAUUAUAAAGUUGGUAUUUGGCAUCGUAGUGAUGUAACACAAACAAUAGACCCAUCCGGUGGAAUGUAUUUAAAUGAUCAUGCGUUUAAAGAUUAUUUUCUAACAUUAUUACUUAAUUCAGUUAAUGUUGCUAUUGAAUCACCAAGUUUACGUUGUCGUAUAGCACAACAAAGGCAAAGAUUAAAACGUGAAGAACUUAAAAAACUUGCACAAACAUUAUCUGUUGGACAAAUUUUAAAUUUAUCGAAUGAUGUUGAAAAUAUAAAUUGUAAUGUUGAUCAACAAUUUAAUAAUGUAUCAAAUUCAACACUCGAUAAUUCUAUUCCAACAUCUGGUCGUACAAAACGAGGUUUUUCAAAAAUAUUCAAUGUAUUUUCUAGUCGACAAAAUUCGUUUGCAUCUAACACACCAUCGCCUACAACAAGUCAUCCUCCAGCAUUUCCAAAUUUUAAUAUGCCAUCGUUAAAUCCACCAUCACCAGAUAUAAAUACAAUACAAACUAAAACAAACAUGUCAUCAAAUAGAGAACCUAUGAAACGAACAACAUCUGCAGGUCGUCCAGCACCUCCACCUCCGCCCUCACCAGCAAUUCCUAUACCAACACUUAUACCACCACCUAUACCACCUCGUAAUCCAGUUUCAAAGUCAGUCAGUAAUUCAUCUAUUCAACCUUCUGCGAAUGAUACAAAAUUGUCACAAAAUACAAAUGAAGUGGAUGAACCUUCACGUAACCGAUCAAAUUCAUCACCAGGAAAUAGUAGUACUGCAACUAAACCUCCAUCAUCAACUGUAUCAAGUAUAAGUGAAGAAGUCGAUAAUUCAAGUAGUUUAGGUGAUGAUGAUUUUGAUGAUGAUGAAUUCAGUGAUGAUAACAAAAAUGACCAUCGUCCAACAUUAACUGCAUCUUCAAUAAUCUUACCACCAAAUCUGAAUUCAUAA
Messenger RNA from Adineta steineri, 2280 nucleotides. NCBI's taxonomy places the organism in Eukaryota, Metazoa, Rotifera, Eurotatoria, Adinetida, Adinetidae. The record is from the annotation of a GenBank genome assembly.